AUGCAACCGCCAAAUCAAUAUUCGCGGGUCAAUCUCACUGAAUUGAAAGCUCAGAUAGUGAGGAGACUUGGGCCAGAGGUGUCCAAGCAGUAUUUUUAUUACUUGAAUAGAUUAUUGAGUUUGAAGCUAACCAAGGUUGAGUUCAAUAAGCUUUGUCUUAGGAUUGUUGGGAGAGAGAAUAUUCCACUUCACAAUCAGUUCAUUUGUUCGAUUCUGAGAAACGCCUGUACGGCAAAGUUCCCUCCGCUGUCGUCUCGUGAUGAGGGAGUCUUGAAGCCUACAGGAGAAGUUGGGAAUAAAGAACCUCCAAGUGAUAGGCUCAAGCAAAAUGGGUUCCAUCCUGCCAUUAGUCAUGCUUCAAAUCCACCAGCUUUUUCAAAUGGGGACAUUGUGCCUCUGUCGCCCCGAAAGGCCAGGACAGUAAUUCGUGAUCGCAGGUAUGGGGAUCGGGAUCGCCGUAGUUCACUAGGAACAAAUGAUAAGACAAAUUUUUCUUCUCAACGAUUAUUGGCCACACAUUCCAGUGAUUUUAAUGUUAUUUUGGAGAAUGGGGAUUCGACUCUGACUGAUACUCAAGGGCCGGUGCAGCAUCAUCAAGGACUCACACAACAAGCAGAUAACGAAGGGGGUGUAUCAGGUCACCAGCCUGCUAAAGUCUCAGUAAUAAAGAGAUCACCAGGUGGUCCAGUUUAUGUACAUAACAAAGACCAUACUGAAUUAUUAGUUAGAGAAGAUGGGAAAGAGGUAUCUGCCAGGAGUCUACUCAGUGCUCCAUUAGGGGUUCCAUUGUGCCCUGUUAGUGUGGGUGGGGCCCGCAGGGCAUUGCCUUUGGAAAGUAGCAGUAAAUGUGUUGGCUCAUUUAGCAGUGGUGGUUUGUUAGACACUGUGACACUGAGGGAACGCAUGGAGCAGAUUGCUGCUACACAUGGCCUUGAAGGGGUUUCAAUGGACUCUGCAAAUUUGUUGAACAAUGGGUUGGAUGCAUAUUUGAAGGGUUUAAUUAGGUCUUGCAUUGAACUUACGGGGGCAAGAGCAGGGCAUGAGCCUUCGAAGAACAGUAUCCACAAGCACCAAGCUCAUUUGCAGCUUGUUAAUGGUGUGAGACCGGGUCACCAUUAUCAGAUUCAGAGCAGCAACCGGCCUUUGGAGGUAAUGCAAGAAGUUAGACCCCAUUGCCCAAUAUCUUUGCUUGAUUUUAGGGUUGCAAUGGAGCUGAACCCACAACAGCUUGGUGAAGACUGGCCGUUACUGCUGGAAAAAAUAUGUAUACAUGCAUUUCAGGAAUAA
Molecule: messenger RNA, 1287 nt
Organism: Ilex paraguariensis (yerba mate)
Lineage: Eukaryota; Viridiplantae; Streptophyta; Magnoliopsida; Aquifoliales; Aquifoliaceae
Source: the annotation of a GenBank genome assembly